AAAAGAUCCAGAAUAUAAUUUCAGUUAAGCUUGCUUUCUUUCUUUCUUUUUCUUGCGUUUAUUUCCACGCAAAUAGCGAAAUCAUAUUAUUUCCUUGAAGCAUAAAAACCAUAUUAUUGUUAUUAUUUGAAGUAAAAAAGAAAAAAAAGAGUAAAAUAGCGGAAUUGGGAGAAGGCGGAAAGACUGGAGUAGUAAUCAGCAAGUGAUUCUGUUCUACGAAUUGCUUCUUCGUCUCACUUUUUCCCCUCAAUUUCUUGUUGGCGGAAACCCUAGUUUCUUCAGUCAAAUGGAAAUCGAUUCUGCAGAGUAUCAGUUAAGGUGUCAACUUAGUGGUCACGAUGACGAUGUCCGGGGGAUUUGCAUAUGUGACAAUGUUGGUUUUGCAACAUCAUCUAGAGACAGAACUAUUAGGUUUUGGUCUCCAGAUGAAUCUGACCACCGCAGUUAUACUACGUCAAAGAUAUUGCUAGGGCAUACAAGUUUUGUUGGUCCACUAGCUUGGGUUGCUCCGAGUGAGGGGCUUCCUGAGGGAGGACUUGUAUCUGGUGGCAUGGAUACUCUUAUCUUGGUGUGGAAUUUGGCUACUGGAGAGAAAAUUCAGACACUUAAGGGUCAUAAGUUGCAAGUUACAGGUAUUGCUUUGGAUGGCUCAGACGUUGUAUCAACAUCUGUUGAUUGUACAUUAAGACGAUGGAGGAAAGGCCAAGAGGUUGAAGUUUUGGAAGCUCAUAAAGCAGCUAUCCAAGCAAUUAUUAAAUUGCCCUCAGGCGAGCUUGUUACAGGCUCAAGUGACACAACGCUGAAGCUUUGGAAGGGAGCAGCAUGUACACACACUUUUUCUGGGCAUACAGACACUGUUCGAGGACUUGCCGCAGUGCCUGGUUUAGGAAUUCUUUCUGCAUCCCAUGAUGGUUCCAUAAGGCUGUGGGAACUUUGUGGUCAAGUUCUACUGGAGAUGGUUGGUCACACUUCUAUUGUCUAUUCUGUUGAUGCUCAUGCCUCUGGGCUUAUAGUCAGUGGCAGUGAGGAUCGUUUUGCAAAGCUAUGGAAAGAUGGAGUUUGUGUCCAAAGCCUAGAGCAUCCUGGCUGUGUUUGGGAUGUCAAAUUCUUAGACAACGGCGACAUUGUGACCGCAUGCUCUGACGGUGUUGUGCGCAUUUGGACUGCCCAUCAGGAUAAGAUUGCUGAACCUCUAGAACUGGAGUCAUAUGCUGCCCAACUCUCACAGCACACGCUCAGUAGGAAGAGAGUUGGAGGGUUGAAAUUGGAAGAGCUUCCUGGGCUGGAGUCCUUACAGACCCCAGGUACUAGUGAUGGGCAAACCAAAGUUGUCCGUGAAGGGGACAAUGGAGUGGCAUAUGCAUGGAAUAUGAUGGAACAGAAGUGGGAUAAAAUUGGUGAAGUCGUUGAUGGGCCUGAUGAUGGCAUGGCACGUCCUCUUCUUGAUGGAAUCCAAUAUGAUCAUGUGUUUGAUGUUGAUAUUGGAGAUGGUGAACCUAUUCGCAAAUUGCCUUGCAAUCGCUCAGAUAAUCCAUAUGACGUUGCUGACAAGUGGCUACUCAAAGAGAAUCUGCCUCUUUCUUACCGUGAACAAAUUGUGGAGUUUAUUCUUCAAAAUACUGGUCAGAAACAGUUUACUCCAGAUCCAUCAUUCCGUGACCCCUACACUGGCAGUAGCGCUUAUACACCAGGCCAACCAUCAAUGCCAGUUGCCGCAGCAGCAAAACCUACUUUUAAGCAUGUCCCAAAGAAAGGAAUGCUUGUCUUUGAUGCAGCGCAAUUUGAUGGUAUCCUCAAGAAAGUUUCAGAGUUCAAUAGUACUUUACUUUCUGACUCUGCGCAAAAACAUAUGGCAUUGACGGAGGCUGAUAUGUCCAGACUGGCUUCUAUCCUUCAUGUUUUGAAGGACACAUCACACUACCAUAGCAGGAAAUUUUCAGAUGAUGACGUUGCAAUGGUGCUGAAGUUGCUAAAAACAUGGCCGCAGACGAUGUUAUUUCCAGUAAUCGAUAUUUUGAGGAUGAUCAUACUGCACGGUCAUGGUGCUGAUGUACUUUCCAAGCAUAUCAACAAUGCCAACGAUGUGCUUAUGGAGUUGAUCAAGAAGGUCACUACCAGUCCUCCACUUCCUGCAAAUCUUCUGACAAGUGUUCGUGCUUUGACUAACUCCUUUAAGAAUGGAUCCUAUCAUGGUUGGCUGUUAAAGCAUCGCGCGGAGGUUUUGGAUGCCUAUUCAACUUGCUACUCAUCUACCAAUAAGAAUGUUCAGUUGGCUUAUUCAACAUUGAUACUCAACUAUGCUGUUCUCUUGAUUGAAAAGAAGGAUGAAGAGGGACAGUCUCAAGUUCUUUCGGCUGCACUUGAGAUUGCAGAAGAGGAAAGUGUUGAAGCUGAUGCAAAAUUUCGGGCUUUAGUUGCAAUAGGAUCACUGAUGCUUGAAGGUGUCGUGAAAAAAAUAGCGUUGGACUUUGACGUUGCAAAUAUUGCAAAAGCAGCAAAGGCAUCUAAAGACACUAAGAUUGCUGAAAUUGGAGCUGACAUUGAGCUCAUCACAAAGCAGAGUUGAGCUACUAACUUAGCAUGGGUCGCGGUUUAGAACAUUUUUUGCCAGAGUGAAGAAGCACGAAACAGAAUUAUGCUUCUGGUUGUUUACAGCUUUGGCCAACAAGAAGGAAGCAGCUAGUCCUUUCGACAGCUAGUAUGUUUGUUGCUCUAGGAGGGUACCUUUAUCUGCUUCGAUUUUAUACACGAGACGAUGUCACAAUGUCUCUCUGGAGACAAGACCUUUUCUUCUUGUUGCUUUUUGUUAACAACAAUGGUAAAGGAAAAUGGUUGAACGUGACAAGAAAGAGAGUUGAACUUGUAAAAGCAGUCAAAAUUUGUAAUGAAAUCUAAAGCAACUUUUCUUGA
Molecule: messenger RNA, 2910 nt
Organism: Lycium barbarum (goji berry)
Lineage: Eukaryota; Viridiplantae; Streptophyta; Magnoliopsida; Solanales; Solanaceae
Exons: 22
Coding region: 287-2566 (759 amino acids)
Biological process (GO): ubiquitin recycling; proteasome-mediated ubiquitin-dependent protein catabolic process
Cellular component (GO): cytoplasm; nucleus
Molecular function (GO): ubiquitin binding
Source: RefSeq, a predicted model, not a curated record